Messenger RNA from Clupea harengus (Atlantic herring), 848 nucleotides. Its product is annotated as GTPase IMAP family member 9-like. Gene Ontology annotation, molecular function: GTP binding. Lineage: Eukaryota; Metazoa; Chordata; Actinopteri; Clupeiformes; Clupeidae. The record is from RefSeq and is a predicted model, not a curated record.
AUAACUGAGGUAAAUCUGAUACAGAGUGUAUGUUGAUAUGAUGUAUGUUGUUUAUAGGUGAACCCCUGAGAAUUGUGCUGAUUGGAAAGACUGGAGUGGGGAAGAGUGCUUCGGGGAACACCAUUCUGGGGAGGAAAGAGUUUCUCUCACACUCUUCUGCUAAUUCUGUCACAGACACUUGUGCCAGAAAGAGUCUGGUUAGUCCCAGAGAGAUUGAUGUGAUUGAUACACCUGGUAUUAUAGACACUGACAGAGAUGCAGAUGAUGUCAAAAAAGAGAUAGUGAAGUGCAUUCAAUACUCAAGUCCAGGGCCCCACGCAUUCCUGCUGGUGAUUCAAGUGGCCCUCUUCACUAAGGAGGAGGAGAAUGCAGUCAGGGCCUUACAGGAGCUCUUUGGGGAAAAGGCUGCGGACUACAUGAUGGUGCUGUUCACUCAUGGUGAUAAACUUAAUCAAACUAUCAAUGACUAUGUGGCCCAUGGUGGCCCCAAACUGAGGGAAGUGAUACGAAGCUGUGGUGGACGAUUCCAUGUAUUUAACAACAACAGCACUGACCGCACUCAGGUUGUUCAGUUGGUGAAGAGAAUAGAUGAGAUGGUGGCAGUAAAUGGGAGAAAUUACUUCACUGAUGAGAUGUAUGAAGAGACACAGAGGGUCAUGACAGAAAGAAAGCUAUCCUAUAGCUCACCUGAGUUGGACAGGUAUCUUUCUUUCACACCUGUCCUGUUGAUGAAGGUGGAAGUCUUUCAAAAUAUUCUUUAUGGGGACGAGACACAGAGGGACAUGAGAGAAAGAACGGGAUCCAAUGGCGACAAACCUAACAUGACUGAAGGCGAUUUGACCAAGUGA